AUGAAGACUGCUACCCUCGCCGCUCUCCUCGGCUUCUCGGCCUCGGCCCUGGCCAACUAUGUCGAUGUCGUCAGUUACUGGGGUGCCCAUCCCACCGCGGGCGAGCUUCCCCUGCGAUCCUACUGCGACCUCAAUGUCUACACCAUCAUCCACCUGUCCUUUAUCGAUCACCUGUCUCCCGCCGGCUUCGAUUCGGACAUCACCCAGCGCAACAUGACCGCCAUCGCCCAGGAUGUGCUGUACUGCCAGUCCAAGGGCAUCCGCAUCGGUAUCUCCGUCGGCGGUGCUCUCGGCUCCGUUGCUGUCUCGAGCGACGCCACCGGUAUCAGCAUCGCCAACGAUCUCUGGAACAACUUCCUGGCCGGCACUACUCCCCUGAGCCAGCGCGCCAUUCCCGGUGUCAUCUUUGAUGGCGUUGACUUUGAUAUCGAAGCCGGUGGAAGCGGCAACAACGGCUAUGCCGCCAUGACCAACACCCUGCGAUCCUACAUCGUCGCCUCUGGUCGCGACAUUUACAUCUCUGCCGCUCCCCAGUGCCCGAUUCCCGAUGCCAACAUGGACUACACCCUGAGAAACGGCUGGUUCGACUUUGUCGCAGUCCAGUUCUACUCGGCCCCUUGUGGUCUUGGCUUCAGCGGCUCGCCCAACGGCCCCAACUACGCUGACAACAGCUCCAUCUGGGACCACGGCGCCGGCUCGUGGAUGGCCCAGGUGCCCAACUGGCAGAACUGGAAUGCCAAGCUCAUGGUCGGCUUCCCUGCCUCCUCCAGCGCCGGCAACUACGGCGGUGGUGACAUCCCCACGCUCCUGAAGCAGUACGUCCCCGGAUGGCAGGCUCUCAACCCCACCGUCUUUGGUGGUCUGAUGUGGUGGGAU
This is a messenger RNA of Polychytrium aggregatum, 876 nucleotides long. RefSeq names its product glycoside hydrolase superfamily. NCBI's taxonomy places the organism in Eukaryota, Fungi, Chytridiomycota, Chytridiomycetes, Polychytriales. The transcript is spliced from 2 exons. The annotation marks the transcript as partial. Gene Ontology annotation, biological process: carbohydrate metabolic process. Gene Ontology annotation, molecular function: chitinase activity. Gene Ontology annotation, cellular component: extracellular region. The record is from RefSeq and is a predicted model, not a curated record.